Arachis ipaensis is the source of this 765-nucleotide messenger RNA. The record is from RefSeq and is a predicted model, not a curated record. NCBI's taxonomy places the organism in Eukaryota, Viridiplantae, Streptophyta, Magnoliopsida, Fabales, Fabaceae.
AUGGUGUUCAAUCACUCUCGUUCUACUUCUUCGUGUAGCGACGUUGAUUUUAGCUUUGCUUUUAAUGAUAGUAAAUUCUCCGAUAGAAUUCUACGUAUUGAGAUCGUGGAAAACCUAGUUGAUGAUGAGCAUUGUCUUGAUUCCGAUGGUGAUGAUUAUUGGAACCGCCAUUACAAGAGGCAAGUCGAAGAUCUUUACGAUGAACGAAUUUUGAAUACAAAUCAAGCCGAUAUAGAUAAUUGUGUCCUUUACGAAAAUCAAGAGAAAGAGACAACUUCAACAAAUGAAGAACGUCUUUCAGGUGAUGAAUCUUCAAAUAACCAUGAUUGGAGUUGUGAUUGCUCCAUAGAUGUGAGAGUUAGAACAUUAUAUAUUAGUUCUCCUAUCUUGGCUGCUAAAAGUCCUUUCUUCUAUAAGCUUUUCUCAAAUGGGAUGAAGGAGUCAGAACAGACAUAUGUUACACUAAGAAUUAAUGCCAGUGAGGAAGCAGCAGUGGUGGACCUUCUAAACUUUAUGUACACUAAUACGUUAAGCGCUUCUUCAGCAACUGCACUGUUGGAUGUGUUAAUGGCUGCAGACAAAUUUGAAGUUGCUUCAUGCAUGAGAUACUGUAGUCAAUUAUUACGGAACAUGCCAAUGACAUCUGAGUCUGCGUUGCUUUACCUUGAGCUCCCUUUUACUCUCUUAAUGGCCGAUGCAGUUCAACCAUUGACUCGUGCAGCAAGGCAGUAUCUUGCUUCAAGAUAUAAAGAUAUAUUAACGUAA